Molecule: messenger RNA, 1089 nt
Organism: Medicago truncatula (barrel medic)
Lineage: Eukaryota; Viridiplantae; Streptophyta; Magnoliopsida; Fabales; Fabaceae
Exons: 2
Coding region: 342-827 (161 amino acids)
Source: RefSeq, a predicted model, not a curated record
AAAAUGUAACGUUAACUUUAUUCCUUUUUCAACUUUGGAGCUGUCUAAUUUUUGUCACACUUGUUGGUCACAUUACACAAAAUUUGCCUCAGACAACAAUCAUAGAUUGUAACGCAGGGUAGUUUGUUAAUUUCACAUGUACUAGCUUCUAGUCAAAUAAUCUAUGUGAAACCAAACAAAAACCUAGAAAUUAUAUCAAUUGUCCUCUCUGACUCCCACUUCUAAAUACCAAUCAUAGUGUUCAAAAAUAGUGCUGUCACAUGUUACCUUAAAAACCCUCUUAAAACCUUAUUCUGUGUCUGUCCACACUCAAAAGCUACUACUUACUUCAUUAGCUUCUUAUGGCACUCAGAAUCAGAUUUUUUGAAGCAAUUUUCCUUGUUGUUCUUAUUGCUUUUCCCGUGAUAGAUGCAUAUACUUCCCUUCAAGAGGUUCUUCGCGGUCAUGGUUUACCGGUGGGACUAUUUCCGGAGAGUGUAAAAUCAUACCAUUUGGAUCAAAGUGGUGUUUUGGAGGUGAAGUUGGAUAGUCCUUGUAUUGUAAAGUAUGAAACAAGAGUGUUCUUUGAAACUGUUGUUCGUGCUAAUCUCAGUUUUGGUCAGCUUAAAGGGUUGGAGGGUCUUUCUCAAGAAGAGCUUUUUCUUUGGUUACCUGUCAAAGAUAUCAUUGUGGAUGAUCCUUCAUCAGGUCUCAUUCUUAUUGAUAUUGGUCUUGCUUAUAAACAGCUCUCUCUUUCUCUCUUUGAAGAUCCCCCGAUUUGUAGAUCCCAAGGUCUCUCAAUGAAUAUGGCUGGAAGGAAGAGUGUUGGAUUUCAAGAUCAGAGAUAGUAGAUUGGUUGUUUAUCUAUCUGGAAAGAUGUUUUUUUUUUAUUUUUAUUUUUUUAUAAUUUUUUUCAAUUCCCAGUUUUGUUUUUUUGUUUGUUUUUCAUUAGAAAUAAUUAUACUUUUGUAAUGUGCAUAGAUCUCAUGACUCAUGAGAGAAAUAGGAAAAAAAAAUUAGAAACUGAUGGCGGUGUUUGUUGUAAUUUCUGCAAUUUUGUGUGCCGCUUUUAUCACUAAUUUUCAAGGAAAGUUGUUUCAUUUCAUGUCA